UGGUUUUUAGAGUUUCAGGGGUUUUGGCGAUCGUCUGGGUGGUGAGAGAAUUCUGCAAGAGAUAGGGAGGGGAGAAGGAGAAAAUUUAAAAAAAUAUAUAUUCAAAUUGUUGAAUUCUUUUGGGUGAACAAGUGCGUGAAGGAAGAGGAUUCGUGUUGGGAUCGAGAUUUGGCGAUCGAUUCUGUAUAUUUCCGAUUUCUCUGAUCAAUUUCGUUGUGUUGUUUCUCCAGCAAUCUGUUCUUCGUUCUGGAAAUUGUGUGAAUUGGGCAAUCUUCUUCUUGAAUCCGAGGCUUGUAUGGAUUUGGCUUUUAAGGCCGGCAGCUGGAUCAUAGUGUCUUCUUUAAUCGGAUCCUGAAUUCGCUGUUUAACAAAAUUCAAAAGAAAUGGUUUUUCAAAAGAGGCUGGACGCCGGAUUCAUUGGAUGCCAGAUACCCACAAUGCCGCGCUUUCCAAGAUCGGCGAGGGGAAAGCGCUCUCCCCAAAAGAAGGCUGAGAACACCCAAAUGCAUCCAUUUGACAUGCUCGCAACUGUAGCUGGAGAGCUGUUAGCAAAGAGAGAGAGCAGCUGUUCAUUACACAAGACGGCGGAAAUAACUACUAGUGGUAAUACAAUUAAAAAGGAGCAACUUGACCAUGGCAGUCCAUCCAAAAGUGAUGUUUUUGAUCAGGGAAGCUGUGAUGAAAGUAGUUUUGUUGCAAGAUUUGUCUCUCACGCAGAAAAUGGUGCCGCAUCUGACUUUGCAGUUGUAAAGUCUGAUAUGUCCAAGAAGGAUGGUUUUGCUUGGGAGUCUGCGCAAUCUGGUCUGAAGCGUCAACAACAGAUGCUGACAAAAACUGGAACUUUGAAAAAUGAUGCUAUGGAGAUCCAGAAGUUAGAUGAUCCAAUUGAUUUGGAUACCAAAAGUCCAGCUUUACUGAGUUCAGACAGCAGUAUUGAGAUUCCUCCAUUUGGAGAUUAUCAUAGCGCUCACAGUAGCUCCCUUCACUCACUCAGGGACGGAAUGGACCUGAUUUUAGAUAGAGAUGAUGACGAAAAUUCUUCUUGGCGCACUCAUAAUAGCGCUAUAUAUUCGAAGCCAUUUAAGCCGCAUUGUAAGAGUGAACGCAGGGUGAGGAAAAUGAGUACAACGAACAGUUGGAAAGAUGAUGGGGAAGCGAUGAAUGAUGGAGAGCUGUGGCAUGGUGAUGAAGAAAUUAAGCCUGCUUUUCGUGCUCGGAAUCUGUGUUAUACUCGCCGAAGGACACAAAGAAGCUCAUUUAAGAGGAAAAAGUUGAUCGAGCGCAUCUCAUUUUCAGCACCUGAUGAAGUACUAGUUAAAGAUGAUACCAAGUUAAAUUCUGGUAAUCCCGAUGCGGAGUUAAAUGAUGCACAUGGUAGGUCAUGCUCUACCACAGAGCAGAGUUUAUCAUAUGAGUCAGCGGACCAUCCUGUCAAAUUGAGCAUAAAAUCUUUUAGAGUCCCGGAACUCUCUAUUGAGAUCCCUGCAAAUGCUACUGUUGGUUCUCUGAAGAGGACCGUUAUGGAAGCUGUGACUGCUGUACUAAGUGGUGGACUGCGCGUUGGUGUUCUUCUGGAAGGGAAGAAGAUUAGAGAUGACAACAAGACUCUACUCCAAGCUGGAAUUUCUAGCAAAGAUAAGCUGGAUAAUUUGGGUUUUGCACUAGAGCCAAGUCCAACUCGAUCUCCUCCACCACCUUGUGAUUCACAUUCUUGUGAAUCACAACCCUUUAACAAGAUUCCGGAUAAAGUGACUUGUGCGCCAAGUACCCAAACUCCUCCCAAUAUCCCGGAAAACUGUACAGAGAGCGACCAUGAUUCGGUUCACUCACCCACCAACCCUUCAUCAUCUGUAGAUCAAAUGUGUGACAAUUCGAAAGCAUUGGUUCCCAUACUUGCGGGGAAUUCUGAGGCUCUCCCCGUAGUUCCUUUUCGCAACUCCAAGCUGUCUGUAGUCGUUCGUCGGAUCCGACGGCCCUUCUCUGUUUCAGAGGUGGAAGCUCUGGUCCAGGCUGUGGAAAAGCUUGGAACUGGAAGGUGGCGAGAUGUGAAGCUGAGAGCCUUCGACAACGUGAAGCAUCGCACCUACGUGGACUUGAAGGACAAGUGGAAGACAUUGGUGCACACAGCCAGGAUAUCCCCUCAACAGAGAAGAGGGGAGCCUGUGCCGCAGGAUCUGCUCGACCGAGUUCUCUCAGCCCAUGCCUACUGGGGGCAGCAGCAGGCUAAGUCGAGUAGACUGGCCGAGCCAUGUCUCGUCCUCGCAUGAUUCUAAUGCCAUUCAACCAAUGUAUGAAUAUUAAGAAGGAACAGCAAAAAAGGUCAAAGGGGGUAAAAUUAGGAAGAAGUAAAGUAAGGGUUAUGUAAAUGAUAUGAAAUUAAUGAUUCUUUUAGCCAGAAGGCUGUUGUGCUGCUCCAGGCUGGGAUUAGAACUGGGGAAGAAGCAGUUUCUCUCAUCUCUUGCUAAUUGAAUUUUUUCUUUUUUUUUAUAGUUUCCUCUUUUAUAUGAGGGAUAGAAGAAUUUGAUUACUUGUCUGAUUUUGAUUUAAUUCAUUCUUUUCAGCAGGCUUUGUUUAUGUCUAGGGAAAGGGGAAAGAAAUGAUUUAGCUUAUUUGGUCUGUGGGAUGUAUUGCUUUGGAUCAAUUAUUGGCAUUCUCUGAACUAUUGAAAUGUUGAUAAUAAACAGUUGAAUUCUUUCAUUCGUUGCAUGCUACAG
Messenger RNA from Phalaenopsis equestris, 2714 nucleotides. Its product is annotated as telomere repeat-binding protein 2-like. The coding region runs from base 384 to 2267 and encodes 627 amino acids. NCBI's taxonomy places the organism in Eukaryota, Viridiplantae, Streptophyta, Magnoliopsida, Asparagales, Orchidaceae. The transcript is spliced from 10 exons. Gene Ontology annotation, molecular function: protein binding. The record is from RefSeq and is a predicted model, not a curated record.